CCUCGUUCCUUCCGGUUCCGGUCCCCUAGCAAGUAGAAAGGUAAGCAAAUGCCCAGCAAAAAGAAUCGGAAUAAAUCUCAUACAUCUUACAUUGUGUGAAGCUGUUACUCUCAAUUUGAGAUAGAAGUGUAUGUCAUUGUUAUAAACAUUCACACAUUUCCCCAAAAAGCCUUCUAUUAUUCGAGAUGUAGGUUAAAAUACGCAGGGUAGUCUAGCUACCUACACGGACUGCCCUGCCAUGUCCUCGUAUCACUGCAUUUUUGUCAACGCUAGUGUGAUAGGUACUUACCACUGCCGGAUGUAACAAUUCAACUCGUUCCAAAUGUGGUGUUAUCAUUAGACUGUAUAACCCUGGUAAAAGGUUCGUUGCCUACCUCACCUGGGAAAUGAGCCCAUAGUUAGUUGUCCGAAGAAGCUAGCUUACUUAACGUUACCUACCGGCUGGGGUAGUUGACAUAUAGGGCUCCCAUUAUUGUAGUAGUUGUAGUAGGCUUAAGUUAGCCAGCCAGUAUGUGGGUAGGUAAACAUCCCUGUUAAAUUGCAUGUAGGCAAACGCUUGUCUCAUUGUCGGUUGUGUGAAUAGAUGCUGAUGCCUAAGAAGAACCGUAUUGCCAUCUAUGAGCUCCUCUUCAAAGAGGGCGUCAUGGUGGCAAAGAAAGAUGUGCAUCUGCCCAAGCACCCUGAGCUGGCCGACAAGAACGUGCCCAACCUUCAUGUGAUGAAAGCAAUGCUGGUGAGAGCAACUUCUUUUGAGUUUUUAUGUUGGUUCUAUCCUUUGAGACCGGUGCAGUUCUUGUCAAGUAGCAUGAUGUCCAUAUAAACUGUGGCUGGCGAGUUAAACGAAGACUGGAUUGUAUCUGUGAAUUCUGUGAUUUUUGUUGAUGUGAUGACCUGAGCAAGGUGAAUUUUCAUGUGCGUGGACUAGAAGUGUCACAGUGAUGAGAUUAUGCAUAUCUCUGGUGUAUUCUAGGGGUGUGCCGACAUGGCCAUACUCAUAAUCGUAUCUGUAAAUUGACGGUUGAUAGUCGGAUCGUAUGAUACUCGUGAUAGGGAAAAAAACUAAAUUUUUUAUUUAAUGUGCCUAAAUAGAUGUUGGCAAAAAUACCCCCCUGCCCAUUCUCACUGGGUGCGUGUCUGUAUCCUCAAUUUGCAGCCAGCAGCCAAGUUUGCUGUCACUCAGUCAGAAUGCGCAUUAGUGUUUAAUCUUUUUUCCCUACCCAUGCCCCACUUGUUAGAUAUUAUGCACAUUGAUAGCCUGAUAACAAACAUCCUCGCCAUGUGAUUUAUCAUAGUAGCAGGCAGGCAGCAGCAAUCUAAAUGAUCAGACCGAAAAAAUGCGAGAAAGUGAUCGAGUGAAAUUACACUGAACAAAAAUAUAAAUACAACAUGUAAAGUGUAGGUCCCAUGUUUCAUGAGCUGAAAAAAAAAAUCCCAGACAUUUUCCAUAUGUACAAAAAGCUACUUUCUCAAAAUGUUGUGCACAAAUUUGUUUACAUCCCUGUUAGUGAGCAUUUCUCCUUAGCUAAGAUAAUCCAUCCACCUGACAGGUGUGGCAUAUCAAUAAGCUGAUUAAACAGCAUGAUCAUUACACAGGUGCACCUUGUGCUGGCGACAAUAAAAGGUCUGUAAUAAAGCUAUUUUGUGGGGGAGAACUCAUUCUGAGUGGCUGGGCCUGGCUCCCCAGUGGCUGCACCCCUGCCCAGUCAUGUGAAAUCCAUAGAUUAGGGCCUAAUGAAUUGAUUUCAAUUGGCUGAUUUCCUUAUGAACUGUAACUCACUAAAACCUUUGAAAUUGUUGCAUGUCGCAUACAUUUUUAUUCAGUAUAUGAAGCGAGUGGACGGAGAAGUACAGCUUCACUCUAUCCAAUCAGAGCACCAGAAUCAACGUACAGCCCGCCCUUCUCUUUACAGACAGGCAAAUUAGCCAGUUUAGUUAUUUAGACCACGCACGUGACUGACUCAGAUAGUACAGUAUGGUUUAGAAACUCUGUGACAGACACACAAGAAACAUGCUUGAUCGCACAAAGAAAAAAAUCUGAUCGUUACAAAAAAAUAUUCGGAUCAUAAUCGUAUCCAGAAAAUUGCCCAUAUCAAUUACAAUACUCGUUUUGUCAGACGACUCGCACGGCACACCCCUAGUGUAUUCAUUAACGGAAACUUUCAUCCAAACUGAAAACGCUUUUCCAUGAAAACGAGAGUUACAAUUGGACAAAUUAAUCUAGGUCCCUCCCCGUUUGGUUCCUAUAGUAAACCGUUUGUUGUUAAACGUUUUGCAACGUAUUCCGACUAAUGAAUACACCCAUGAUGUGGAUUUUCAGACUUGCACACAGUUGGUCUACAGAAAAUGUUUUCCUAGUGUGUCAUGUCGUCUCUGAGAUUUGAAGUGUCUGUUGGAUUUUGGGGCUUUGUCUUAAUGAAAAAAUAUAUUUUUUGGCAUGUUUGUUUUUCAGUCCUUGAAGUCACUUGGGUAUGUCAAGGAGCAAUUUGCCUGGCGCCAUUUUUACUGGUACCUCACCAAUGAAGGUAUCCAGUACCUGAGAGACUUCCUGCACCUUCCACCUGAGAUUGUUCCCGCCACCCUGCGCCGCCAGAUGCGUCCUGAGACCGCGAGGCCCCGGCCCAAGGGUACGUCCACUUAUAGGCUUACCAUUUUCACACUAUUGAGCUGAACUGCACUGUGCUGGCCUGGUUACACAUUAGGGCUGGGAAUUGCCAGGGACCUCACGAUACGAUACUUAGUUGCCGAUACGAUAUGUAUUGCGAUUCUCACUUCUAUACACUACCAGUCAAAAGUUUUAGAACACUUACUCAUUCAAGGGUUUUUAUUUAUUUAUUUUUUACUAUUUUCUACAUUUGUAGAAUAAUAGUGAAGACAUCAAAACUAUGAAAUAACACAUACGGAAUCAUGUAGUAACCAAAAAAGACCACAAUUAGACAAUGAUUAUUUAAAUCAGGUGGGUUAGAGCCAGGCUGGAACAAGUCUGCAUACACUGCAGCCCUCAAGGACAGGACAGUGAGGACUAUUGGAUUUUGGACUGUAAAGUCAUAGGUACUGAUUGGACCUAAACCUGAUGUUUCUGAGUCUUUGACAUCACACCCAGCUGAGCAUUGUCUCUUCUUUUCCAGGUAUGGAGGGAGAGAGGGGAGAGCGGCCCGCCCGCUUCAACCGUGAGGGGGGUGAUAGAGACAAUUACAGGAGAUCUGCUGCACCACGUAUGUAUAGUGUGACAUGUUCUCUCUCAUCCUAACCAUCGCUUUCACCAUCUGCUGCCUAGUGUGCUUUUGUAGUGACAGUAACCCUGCCUUGGGAUCCAGUGGUUGGUGAGCACAUUUGGUCUUGGUAAUUACUUGUUUCCUCAGCCUUUGUAACUAGUAUGAAUGGUGACGUUGAAUGGGUGAAAAUGGUGAUAUCUUUAAAACAUUCUGGAAAAUGUUUUGCUGACAAGCUGUUAUUUUCUUUACAGCUGGUGGAGAUAAGAAAGCAGAGGCAGGCGCAGGUUCAGCCACAGAGUUCCAAUUCGUAAGUACUGUAUUGCCUGAUGGUAAUGUAGUCUGAAACAGGUGUUCUCAACUCUGUUCCUGGGGACCCACUCAGUAUGCUGGUUACCAUGACAAGAGUAAAUAAUAAAUGGUCAAAAAUGAUUUUAAGUUUAUUGGAAAGCAUACUGUUGAAAGGUUGUAUACUGUACGUCUAUAUGGUACUAUAAUAGGCAAUUCAAAGCCUUAUUUGUUUGAAUUUAAAUUGAGACUCGACAAUAUGACAUUGCCACGUGCAAUUGUAAUUUGAUUAUAAACUGGUUUGAAAAACUGCAUACAUUGGGUAGCCAGACGCACUGUUCUAACGCAUUGAGUAAAGUUAUUUGGGUAGACAAAUUUGACACUUGUUUUCCUGACCAACUGUCUUGUGAUGUGGAAGCUUAUCCUUUUCUUUGUUUUCAGAGGGGUGGAUUUGGACGUGGCCGAGGACAACAGCCUCCUCAGGAGUAAAUGUCGAUCAAUUACUUUACAAUAAACACACAACACAGCUUUGUCCUUUUCUUUGUCAGUACUUUAAAUAUGGACCAUUCUGGAUUAAUGUAAUGUUCUUUCCACAAUAUGACUUGCAAUGUUUGUGGACUGGGGAGUGUUGUUCAUUUACACACUACAGUAAUUAUACUAGCUAAAGCGUGGCAGAGGUUAUUCAAAGUGCAGUCCUUCAGUCAGGGGUUUAUCAACAACUUAUAGUAAAUACAGGUAUUAAAAGCAGAAUACUAAGUAGGUAGACGCACCUACUGUUACAAUGAUCAUGAAAAGGAUAAUGGAAUCCAGGGCUGAAAUACUGGUGUUUAUUUGUUGGCACAUUUAUCUUCAGUCUUCUCACACUGGCUUAUUCCACAGUCCACUGACUUACACCGUGGAGAAUACAAUUACAAAUAUGUAAGGAAAUUCAAGGCUGAAGUCAAGGGCUUGUGCUGAGGGAAAUGCACACAUUUUA
This is a messenger RNA of Coregonus sp. 'balchen', 4473 nucleotides long. The record is from the annotation of a GenBank genome assembly. Lineage: Eukaryota; Metazoa; Chordata; Actinopteri; Salmoniformes; Salmonidae.